Paramecium sonneborni is the source of this 286-nucleotide messenger RNA. The record is from the annotation of a GenBank genome assembly. NCBI's taxonomy places the organism in Eukaryota, Ciliophora, Oligohymenophorea, Peniculida, Parameciidae.
AGAGUUAUGCUUUUGGAUUCAAAAUCUGAUGAAUUGUACACAGACAAAGAUUUCUAAUUAGAUUAAGCUGAAAGAUACAUAGAAGUAUUUAAUUAAUUGAAAGUAUUAUGUCUUGUAAAUAAAGAACCAAAAUUUUUAUGAAUUAGAUCUAGAAAAGAUGUUAGAACUUACAAUUUAUAUUGUAAAUAAUACUCAUUAUCAAUAAAAAUUUAAGUUAUCUGAAGAUAGAAAAUAAGUCACUCCAAGAGAAUUAUUGAAUUAUAUUGAAAAAUUAUAUAGAUAAUGA